GGUGCCACCCACUUGGGCACUGCUGCGGAGCAUGCCGGGAAAGAAGCUGAAGCCCGGUCACCUUUGAGAGUGCCGGGGCAUUAGGCUAACCAUUCCGAGAUGUGGUUCGAGAUUCUUCCUGGACUUGGCAUCAUGGGCGUGUGCUUGCUCAUUCCCGGAGUGGCCACUGCAUACCUCCACAGGUUCUCCUUCGGGGGCAAGGAAAAAAGAGUCGUCAAUUUUCCAUAUCAGUGGAGUAUGAUGGAAAGAGAUAGGCGCAUCUCUGGAGUUAAUCGUUACUAUGUGUCUAAGGGUUUGGAGAACAUCGAUUAAAGGAAGCGUUUUCCUGAUUGAUGAAAAAAUAGCACAGUUAUGGUCAUUAAUUGCUGGAAGUUUAAGCAGUGUAUUAUGUAGCGUGUAUUUUGAUGUGUUAUGCAAUGCUUAAUAAAAACAAAAUUAAAAGUAAAA
Cavia porcellus (domestic guinea pig) is the source of this 447-nucleotide messenger RNA. It is a transcript of the gene Ndufa1, whose product is annotated as NADH:ubiquinone oxidoreductase subunit A1. The transcript is spliced from 3 exons. The record is from RefSeq and is a predicted model, not a curated record. NCBI's taxonomy places the organism in Eukaryota, Metazoa, Chordata, Mammalia, Rodentia, Caviidae. Bases 100 to 312 code for a protein of 70 amino acids.